Microsporum canis CBS 113480 is the source of this 804-nucleotide messenger RNA. RefSeq lists its product as hypothetical. The record is from RefSeq and is a predicted model, not a curated record. The coding region runs from base 1 to 804 and encodes 267 amino acids. The transcript has 2 exons. Lineage: Eukaryota; Fungi; Ascomycota; Eurotiomycetes; Onygenales; Arthrodermataceae.
AUGAAUCCUUCGACAGAUCCAAAACGAUGUGAGAUGAAAGUUCUCUCGCUGGGCCUGCCGCGGUCUGGCACUCUUUCGAUGGCAAAGGCGCUCACAGCGCUGGGCUAUCGAAAUGUGCAUCAUACGCUCACAGACGCCGACGGUGGCGAAGCGGCGUGGCGUGUCUUUAACCGCGCUGCUGAUACAACUUACCCCGUACUCCCUACAUAUAAACACGAGCAGACCUUCAGCCGGGAGCAGUGGGACGAAGUGUAUGGUGGUCGUGAGGCUGUAACCGAGGCCGCUGCGAUGUUUGGCCCGCAGCUGGUCAAGGUGUACCCCGGUGCCAAGGUUGUCUUGGUGAAGAGGGACUUUGACCGGUGGUUUAACAGUCUGGAUAGAGUGGUACUAAAAGGGCUCUGGAAUCCGUUGUCUGAUUUCUUCUCUGGGGUCAUUCAGCCGCUGCUGGGCUUGUCGAGUGCUUCAGCCAUGAGGAAGGUCUUGCUGGGCUUUUUCGAAGCAAAGGACGUUGAGGGCAUACGAAAGAAUGCUCGCACUACGUUUGAUCGAUACUACAGGGAGAUAGAGGAGCUGGUGCCGCCGGGCCAGUUGCUCCACUACAGGAUGGGCGAUGGAUGGGAGCCCCUGUGCGAGUUUCUCGGGAAACCAGUGCCGGACAUGGAGUUUCCAUGGGUUAAUGAAGAGGCUGAGCUGAAGCAGAAGCAUCGUGGGAUGCUCCUCUCUUACACAGUAGCCGCGAUGGGCAGGGGCCGUGGACUCGCUUUGUGGAUGAUGGCAAGGAAGACUGGAUUUAUAACCGUGUAG